Pieris rapae (cabbage white) is the source of this 4484-nucleotide messenger RNA. RefSeq names its product WD repeat-containing protein 48 homolog. Gene Ontology annotation, biological process: double-strand break repair via homologous recombination; protein deubiquitination. The coding region runs from base 128 to 2065 and encodes 645 amino acids. Gene Ontology annotation, molecular function: ubiquitin binding. NCBI's taxonomy places the organism in Eukaryota, Metazoa, Arthropoda, Insecta, Lepidoptera, Pieridae. The record is from RefSeq and is a predicted model, not a curated record. The transcript is spliced from 4 exons.
CAAUUGUUAUUUGUCGGUGUCGGCUAAGUUAUUCUAAUGAUUAUGUUGAUGUGAUUUCAUUUAUAUUUUACUUGGGUUUAGCUUUCAUUUAAGUUUUUAAUUGGAUUAAAGUUUAAAAUGUCGGAAAAUGAGCUCGAUGAUGCGUAAGAAAACCCAAGUCUCAUUCGUUAUUCGGGACGAGGAGGAGAAGAGGCAUAAAAACGGUGUCAGCUCACUUCAAUUGGAUCCUGUACAAGGAAGGCUUUAUACCGCCGGUCGAGAUGGCAUCAUUCGCGUAUGGCAUGCUGGGAACGGGUCCCAGGACCGCUAUAUACAAAGCAUGGAGCACCACACGGACUGGGUUAAUGAUAUCGUGCUCUGUUGCGGUGGAAAAAACCUUAUUAGUGCUUCUUCGGAUACUACAGUAAAAGUAUGGAACGCUCCUAAAGGAUUUUGUAUGUCCACGUUAAGGACUCAUAAAGAUUAUGUACGCACGUUGGCAUACGCAAAAGAUAAAGAACAAGUUGCUAGUGCUGGAUUAGACCGAGCUAUAUUUUUAUGGGAUGUUAAUACUUUAACUGCUUUAACUGCUAGCAACAAUACAGUAACUACAUCUAGUCUUGUUGGUAAUAAGGAAUCCAUUUACAGUCUUGCUAUGAAUCCACCUGGAACUAUCCUGGUUAGUGGUUCUACUGAAAAAGUCCUCAGGGUUUGGGAUCCUAGAAAUUGUUCACGUCUCAUGAAAUUAAAAGGACAUGCAGAUAAUGUAAAAGCUCUGGUUGUCAGUAGAGAUGGCUCACAAUGUGUGUCAGGUAGCUCCGAUGGUACCAUCAAGCUAUGGUCAUUAUCACAACAGCGGUGUGUAUCAACAAUCCGAGUACAUUCUGAAGCAGUUUGGGCCCUGUUGGCUACUGAAACAUUUAGUCAUAUCAUAUCUGGAGGUCGAGACAGGCUAGUUAUCAUAACAGAGUUAAGAAACCCCGACAACUUCAUGAUCGUCUGUGAAGAAUCAGCACCAGUACUCAAAUUAUGUUUUACAGCAGAUCAACAAGGUGUUUGGGUUUCUACAUCAGAUUCAGACAUAAGGUGUUGGAAACUUCCUCCAGUUAACACAUUGAAUACAGAAAUGUAUAACCAAAACAAUUACAAUACUAAUAAUGUGUAUCAAACACAACCCUUGCAUCACAUACCAGGCGGACGUGCCAUAAAAAACUAUACAGUACUAAAUGAUAAGAGACACAUUUUGACUAAGGACACAUCAAACAAUGUUGUAUUAUAUGAUGUCUUAAAAGCUUCUAAAGUUGAGGAUUUAGGUGAAAUUGACUAUGAUGAAGAAGUUAAGAAACAUUUUAAGAUGGUAUAUGUUCCGAAUUGGUUUAAUGUUGAUUUGAAAACUGGAAUGCUUACAAUACACUUAGGACAGGAUGAGACUGAUUGUUUUAGUGCUUGGGUGAGUGCAAAAGAAGCUGGAUUGACAACAGAGAAUGAUCAGAAGGUUAAUUUUGGGGCUUUAUUGUUACAAGCAUUAUUGGAGUAUUGGAAUCAUCCAAAUAGAGUAAAUGAGGGUGGCCAAAAAGUAUUUGGAAAUAAUUUCUUUUCAGUUCCACUACAUACACCGCUUAUUUUUAGUGAGGUUGGUGGAAGAACAUUGUAUAGGCUUCAGGUUGGUGAUGCAGGUGGCGAAACAGAAGGCAACAUUUUGUUAGAAACAGUGCCCUCAUGGGUUGUAGAUGUAGCAAUAGAGAUGGCUGCACCUAAACUAAACAAACUACCAUUUUACUUGCUACCACAUUCCAGUUGCCAAAGCAAACAGGAUAGACAGAAAAAAGAUCGUCUUGUAGCCAAUGAUUUCAUCCAAUGCCGUAAAGUUGCCGAGCAUGUUGUGGAAAAAAUAAUUGGUGGUGGAGAUGUGAACGGGUCUGGUACAGCCAAGACUGAGGAGAAUUCUGAUGCACCUGAAGAAAAAGUUGAACUGCUUUGCUGUGAUCAGGUUUUGGAUCCCAACAUGGACCUACGUACAGUGCGUCACUUUAUAUGGAAAUCUAAUGUAGAGUUCACACUACACUACCGAAUAAUAAAGCAAUGAAAUUCAGUAACACUUCAUACGGGAUUAAGGAUUUGUUGCUCGACUCACAGCAUAUUUAAUUUUUCCUCUGAGACAUCUUAGUACUUGAAUUUGUGGUUUGAGAGCAAUCUAACAUUAUAUGUUUACUUAGUGUAGGAUGAAGUUCUGUUAUAAAAUCUAAAAUAAUUCAUCGCUGGCUAUUUAUAGUCCAUUCACAUCCUAACAAUAUUCAUAACCAACUACAUUUUUUAUGAUUGAGUCAAUGUAAAGCCUUAAAAUGGUGUGAAGUAUUAAAUUAGAAAGCUGUUGCAAUAGUGAAAUCAGUGCUAAAUGAUCUUUACCAAGUAAAACUGUGUUUACUUAUUACUAAAGAACGAGACCUUAGCUGUGAAAUCAAUUUAUUUAAUAACAGUUAUCAAACAAGUUUUUUAGUUAGUGUGUCUAUAUCUUAAACUGUACUGUCAGUUACUAGACUGUCUUUAACUGGUAUCAUAUAGAAAUGUACCAAAACUUAUCUAAGUAUACUCUGAUUUUUAAUUCCUUAGAAUUCUGACAGCUAAAAUUUUUUGACAUGUCAGAGAUGACAAACCUUUUCGGCCAGGCACAUUUUUCAAUUUCAAUACGUAAUGUAUGCAUUUUGUUAAGUGCAGUGCUCCACAAUAAAGGAGGUUUUACGUUGAGUGAUAAUAACGUCCCUCUUCACCUAAACAGUAACAAAAAGCACUAGUAAAGGGGACUUUUUUUAAUUUUGUUAAACUUUACUAAACCUUAAAUUAGUAGGCGGUGUUGCCAGCUAAAUAAUAAAAUAAAGUAAUUAAAGUUAAUUUGAUAUGUUGUUCGUGAUAUUUAAAUAUGUUAUUUUGUCGAUUAAGUUUAGUUUAGAUUUACCUUGGGUAAAGCAUAAAAAUACGUAGCAUUUUCCAUGGAUAACUUUUUUAGUAGCAACACUUAUGAAAUGUCUGAAUUUUAUAGAAUAAAAAAUCAGAGUAUAGAUGUAUAUGACUUCAUUAGUAAAAGUAAAAAUACUUGCCUCACCCUAUGUGCGUAAUCUGAAAAGUAGAAAUAAAAGGAAUAUUGCCACAAAAGAAUUGUUUUGUAUGUUGAAUAGCAAUUUGAACUUUCAAAUAUUUUGAUUUGUGACGAUGUACAUUUUUCUAAUUUGGUGUGGUGUAAUGUGUCACCACAUUGGUAUUUAAAUAUAAUUUAUUUGUCAAAAAUUAUGUGAUUUGAAUUAUUUAGAAAAUAAAAAAACACUAGUUGUUUAUUCUUUAAGAAUAAUGAGAAUUGUUUUUUGUUAUGUGGCCUAUUGACAAAUUUCUGUACUGUAUUUGUUAUUUGUAUUGUAAAAGAAUAUUAUAAUAAUUCACCUUGCACUUUCAUUCAAAGUUUUGUGAUAGAAAAGCAUCAAAAUCUUUCCUCCUUGAGUUGGUGAACUAACCUGGAGGAACCAGUAAAUAAAAUCAAGAUGUGUACUCAGCUGUUUGGAAUAUAACUUAGGUGCAUAUUAAAAGUUAGUCUUUUAUGAAAAUUAUUUCGACAAAUUUUUAAAGUUAAAAUAGAUUUCAGGAGAAUUAUGAUACAUAAUUGUCAUUGAGUUUUUGAGCAGAAUGUAUUUAAACUAUUGAAGAUCAAAAAUUUGGCCGUGAUUUUUUAAAAAUGAUUUUCUGUUUAUUAAAACAAUUUUUAAUAUUUUUGUCUUUUUCAAUGAAUAUUAUUUUAGUGUAUAAAACAGUUACAUAAUGAACAGCUAAAAAAUAUGUAAAAUAAAUGUUUAUUGUCAAUACUUAACAAUAGGCAGUUAAAUUAUUAUAAAUAGUAUUGGUUAUGUUUGAUAUUGUAUUCAAAUAAACUGGUUCUGUAAAUACAUCUUACAAUUUUGUAUCCCCAAUUUUUAAGAUGAAGUAUUUUGGUUCUAUUAGCCCUGUCAAAAAAAUAAAAAAGUAUGUAUAUGCAAUAUGCAUUACACAAGCUAAUGGCUAUGUCUAUUGAACAUACUGAGUUUUUUUCUUCGUUUUUAUUUCCGUUUAUUUUCAAAUAUUUCUAUGAAUCCUGUAACGAACGAUCCUGUCUAACGAUCACAAUUCACGGAUCGGCUUUUAUAUAGGAGUGAUUUUAGUUGUUUCAUAUAGAGAUUCCAAAUUCAAGUAAACUCGAGGAUAUAAAGGUUCAAAAAAUAUUUCAUUUUAUGGUUGUGGGUCACGAAAUGAUGACGGAUUAACUGGAGGCAGUUUUAGUCCAAAAAUCUCUCUCUCAAAAACAAGACGCCUACUGACGUUGAAAUCUUGCAAAGGUCUCAUAUUUGGAUACGGGGGCCAAAUAACUUUGAUCAGUUAUGGGCUUCGUAAUAUCCAUUGUUGAAUUUUGCAUAACACAAACUAAAUUGUUUGUAGUAACCGGCGCUAUGCUGAAAUAAGUGAGCAUGUUUUUGAACUUCUAUCAG